Amoebophrya sp. A25 is the source of this 4324-nucleotide messenger RNA. The record is from the annotation of a GenBank genome assembly. Lineage: Eukaryota; Dinophyceae; Syndiniales; Amoebophryaceae.
GUCGUAGUCGUGUUUUUGGCUCUUCAGUAGCCACUGACGUCUGGGUUGGGAGAGAAAGUUCAACAUCAGCUACUAAGAUUAUACAAUUUAGGAUCAUUGACACACACUCUAAAAAGAGAGACAACCAAGAACCUAGGUAAGAUAUUAAAAACUUCUAGGUUGUAGUUCACGACCAUGACACGUACCACCCUCCUGUGAGGACGUACCACUCUCCUAUCUACCUACAAUCCUAUCACCAUCGAUUUAAACAAGAAGAAGAUGCUGACGUCCUCCCCAACCGGAGAAAGAAGUCCGGUUUUCGAGAUCAGUCCUGCAGUGCAGAGCUACGACUGGGGUAAGAAGGGGAAAAAUUCGCGUGUAGCGCAAUUUCUGGCGGAAAUUGAUGAUGCCAAAUCUUACGCCGAAUUGUGGAUGGGCACACACCCAAGCGGGAUGUGCCAUGUCAAGAAAGCAAAUCCUACCGAUUGUUCGGGGGAUCCACGACAAGUUAAGCUUAUAAGGUUCUCCUGUAAGAAGAUGUACGUAGGUAGCUCAGGACAUAUUUCUAUCAGUAGAUAGGGUCUGUAAAAAUUAUAUCUAAGAUCCUAGGUGGUCUCCAGCUCUUUGCGAGCGAUGGUCUCUGUGUGAACUGUGUUAGCACGUUCGUGGACGCGCUCCACUUUAUGCUUCCCCCUACCGCAACUGAAUGGUAGCCCCCUUACCUCUUGAAUAGGUAAAUCAAUCAAUCAAUCAUUCUCACAGAGUCAUGUUCAAUAGUACAUCAUGAUAGUAGAUGAAGAUGAGUCAACAUUUUCCUGAUGUUUAUUGAUUAUGCUCAAAAAUAACGAUGAAGAGCGCUAAGUAAACGAUAACAUCGGUCGUGGAACAGAACGAGGCUGGUCACGCUGGUGCUUCUGAUCAAGAUGAUGCCAACAACUACAACAAUGCAAAUGGAGCAAACGCAAACAAUGACCUUGUUGAGAACAAUACAUCAAAAAUGCCAGCAGCUACAACUAGUAGUACGUCUUCUCUCGUAGCAGAUGAAGGUCAACAAAAACAUGUCAACAAGCACGAAGGACAACAUGUUGUACGACAAGAAAGGUUGCCACUUCUCGACGUGCUCCAAAGUGACCCAGAUUUCUACCUGGGACCAGCAACGAAGUCGUCAUCUUCGUCGGAGACACGAGACCUGCCUUUUCUAUUCAAGUUAAGGAUUGCAUAUGAGUAUUUUUUUUUGUAUGCCGAGGGAGACCGCCGGAAGUAGGAUGAUCCCAGUGAAGAUGACCGACGCACCUGCCGGCGACGGGGAUAAGUGUAAUAAGUAGGAACGUUGUAGUGUUGGUGUCUUCUUGCACGAACAUCUUUCUUGUUUUUUCUUUUUGCAUCUCUAAUGAAAGUCUUAUCGGUCGGAAAAGCGUUGAGCAUUCAGGUCCAUCCGGACAAGUCCCUGGCAGAGAAACUUUACCGGGAACAACCUUUAUGAACAGUAACACUUCGAGAUCGAGUGCGAUAGGUCAUAUGAUCUCAUGCGGAGCACGUCUUUUUCGAAAGUAGAACACCAAUAGCGCCACCACCUCUGAUAAAAAUAUCUUUCUGGCUCGCUGUGUGGACUAUUGCUACUUAUUCUUUUUCGCUUCUAAUGAGAAUGAUUACAGCCAUGAAGCCAUGUGCACUUCAUGAUCUAGAUUGAUGUUGGCUUUCUCACGAUUCUAAUAAUUCAUCCCACCUCUAAUUCCCACUGUGUAUAAAGAUCCGAACCACAAACCAGAGAUUGCAAUACCGCUGGGGCCAUUCGAGGCGUUAAUGGCUUUUCGUCCAAAACAAGAGAUCCUUUUUUUCGUUGAAACUAUACCAGAAUUGUAUGUGCUAACUGGCGACAUUGUUGCUGGAGCUGCAACAGCUCCUGGGAAUGUUAAGGCUUAACAGACAUAGACAUAGAUGAGGAUUAAGUCGAAUCAUGUGCCGACCAAUUCAAGCUUACUGUAAUCUAAAGAGAAGCACGAGUUCAAGUUCUUCUAUUCUAAGACUAGUGAAGAUCAGCAGGUCGUUCCAAGAUUAUACGCCGCCUUGAUGCACCAAAACGCUGAGACAGUGAAGGAGCAGGUACUUGUUUUACUUAUAAUGUCACUUGCAGUUUAUUUACGUAUAAUCGUGAUGACUCUACUCUGUUUGCUUCGGAUAGAAUAAACUGUAGUCCCGUUAAAUCCGCAAGAACUACUCACCACAUCACGAGGUUCACAAAUUAGUCGAACGGUUACGCAGGGUCGAAUCGGGAGAAGAAGUCCUAAGAAACGACGCAGAUGCGACAACGAGCCCCUUCACUCCCGCAUUGCAGCGUCUGAUUCUGCGGCUCAACGAGGAGUUUCCUGGUGACGUUGGCGUUUUCUCAGUCUUCUUCUUGAAUAUGGAUGAUGUUUACUCUCUGAUCUUUCACGGAUCAUCGACUCUGCCCAUUUCCCCCCUCACUAAAAGAGUUUUUUUCUGAAGGGGAGCCUCGAUGGUCUCAUUCUAGAAGGGAGAAAAAACAUCCUCUAUAUUGAACUACGUACAGGCAGAUCGAGGGAAUUUUUUGUUCUGUGAAGCCUUCGUUCCACACGCAUACCUCAGUGGUGAUUGUGUGGAGUGCAUGGCGUUAUCGGAUAACGUCAUACGAGCUGGUCUGACCCCAAAAUUCAAGGACGUGGAUCUACUUUUGCAAUGCGUGAAAUAUAACAACGAGUUAUGGUAAUAGAGCCAUCAAGAAAGAGCUAAUCAUGGAAUACAGAAAUACUACGUAGAGGUGGAGUAACAAUGACUUGGUGCGUUGUAGUUGUUGUUGAACGAGGUGAAUAAUAGGAAGUUGACUAAAAAUGAGUCUCGUCAUUGAUCUUGUGAAAUCUAGAAGUUACAGUUAGUGUACAUCUAGCUGAUUACUCUAACAAGCGAGGAAGAAAACGCGCUUCCAGAGAGGGGCAAAGGCGAGCCGACAAAUUUGAGAAGACAACCUGUAAUAUUGGGACUCCGUGGAGGAGGAGGUGGCGCUUGUCGUAGUACUACACCUUCCUCAGCUUCAACUGGUGCGUCCAUAAAGCAAAAGCUCCUUUUGUAUCGGGCUGAAGGCAUCUCAGACUUCCAAGUACUGGAAAUUCGUGGAGAAAAGACUGAUGGAACUAGUGGUGCUGGAGCAGAACUCGAACAAACCUCCAGCCGGAAGUCCGAUAAGCAGGGAGUGCAUUUGCCUUGUGCUAGCAUACUCGUGGUUGCAGGUAUGGAAGAGGAACUACAGUCGUCAUGGGACACUGGAACAACAGCAUUGUCAAAUUUUAUCACCGUAGUUGUCACGGAGAUGAACACAGACAGGACUGAAAACAUAGAGAACAAGACCACCCACCCUCUGCGGCGCGGCCAAGUACUUUUUCUGUGUGGCGACGUCAAAGUGUAUUUUUCGCUUGUAAGUGAAUGCACUCUGUUUCUAGCAACUAGUGGGGAACAGGAGAUUACAACUGUAGCAGAGUGACGAUGGCUAGCUAAACUUUUUGUUUAUUUUGACUUCUUGCGCAAUGCGCAUUUUCAUCUCCGGACUUUUUCAUCCUCACAAGAAGCUCAUGAGCUGAUCUAGCCUGAUUCAACCAUUGAGUUGUCGUGUCGUGUUGCCCUUCAUCCAUUAUGAUUGAUAUGCCAUUGUACUUGUAGAAUUUGUAAUGCUCUAAAAAUAUCCAUGGAUGUAGUUCAUAUCCAUCAUCGGUUCUCAACAUAAGGAUCGUUUAGAUUACUGCUCUACUUGCAUCAAUUUCCUUACAUUGAGUGUCUCUUACUUCCUAUUGUUGAUCAUCUUCUUCCUAGUGCAUAAAUCCGUUUACUACAUGUAUUCAGUCGCUGUGUGCAUAACUGUGUGCAAAAUUCCAACCACUCCAUAACGUCUAUUUUCUACCUACAACCGAACAGGGUUUCCUACCCUCCUACGUAUCCAAGAUCACAAACAUCGUGUCUAUCACAAACAUCGUGUCUAAGAACAUGAACCAGUCUGAUUCAACGCCUUCUCGUCAACGACCGCAUCCUUGCCGCACGCCUUAUGUUGGCACAGAAGCUUCUGCGUCUCGACCCACUGUGAAAUGUCUGCUUUCUCUGCGCCCACCGCUGCUGGUGCGUCGAACUAAAUCGAAAAAUUUGCAAUAGUAAUUGUAAUUGCUACUUUGACAGAAAGAGCCUUUCUUGAGCAGAGUGCAGACUUAAGGAGAGAAAAAGGAUCAGAUACAAAAUCAAAAGAUUUUUACAAAGACUUUCUAGAACGAACAUAGCUACAUCAACGAGGGUCGCACACCGAGUGCGUGGACAAAAGAUCUGCGUACAAGCAACCAUCAAAAAA